Eucalyptus grandis is the source of this 1533-nucleotide messenger RNA. RefSeq lists its product as uncharacterized. Gene Ontology annotation, molecular function: protein binding. NCBI's taxonomy places the organism in Eukaryota, Viridiplantae, Streptophyta, Magnoliopsida, Myrtales, Myrtaceae. The record is from RefSeq and is a predicted model, not a curated record. The transcript is spliced from 9 exons. Bases 1 to 1533 code for a protein of 510 amino acids.
AUGGCAACUAAUAAAGCUUCCCAAGACAAUCGCGGACCAGCAGGUAAUGAAGAGAUUCGUGAAGAGGGGAGUUCAAAUGGCACAGCAACUGAUAAACCUUCCCAAGAAGGUCGUAUCCCAACUAAAGUCAAGACAUCAGUGAAGGUCAAUGAAAAAUAUCGACCGCUGUUUGAAGCCGCAUUGAAAGGUGAUUGGAAAGCUGUCGAGGAAAUCCUUAAUAAAGAUUGUGAAGCAAUCACGGCCGAAGUUAUGACCGUAGAAGAUAAGCACAUUACCGUGCUCGAUGUAGCGGUUAUGGCAGCACAAGAUCAAUUGGUCAAGAACCUAGUCAAUCGCUUUUCUCUAGAUCACGAAGAUUUCAUUUUGAAAAGUGCCCUCUACAAUGCUGCUCGGAGAGGAAGAAUAAAGAUGGUGAAGGCAUUAGUAGACAAAGUUGAUGCGGAACCUGAAAGUGUAGCCCAUGCUCUUUCAUAUGCUAUUUCAGAUGCUCCUAUGCAUAAGGAGGUUAUCUGGUACCUAGCCAGGCAUGUAAAAUCUGCCCCAGAUUAUGAUACCAUGAGCAGCCUUAUUAUGGCUGGCCAUUUUGGUAUCCCUCCACGCACGGUCGAUACAUCAUUUGACAACUUCAAAGACAUGAAGAUGGCUCAAGUCACUUUUAUCAAACGGAUUGGAGAAGCGAAGUUGAGGCACAAAUGCUCACUUGAGUUUGCAAAUCUAGCUCUUGCUGAGAUUAAGUCUCGGAGGAAAACUCAUGAAAUAGUCGAGUUUUUAUCGACUUCAGACAUUGUCCUUGACGCUGCAUCUUGUGGAAUCUCAGAAAUUGUGAACUUAUGUCUUAAGCAUUUUCCAGAGUUGAUGUGGGAAAGAAAUUUCACAGAAAGACUGAUGAAAGAAGUUGUGAAGGGACGGCAUGUUGAGUUGUUUAGACUAGUGAACGCACACAAAAGAAUUCCGAAAUUGAGCGAAGAUGUUUAUACGAACUGCGCCCUGAUGGAAGCAGUAGUAGCAAUGUCACCAAGUUGUGAGUACCCAGAUGUUUUUGGAGCAGCUUUUCUUAUGCAAAGAGAACUUCAGUGGUAUAAGGUAGUCGAAGAUAGGAGCUCUCCUUUAAAAAGUCUGAAGUUGCUAGAAGAUGAAAAAACAUACCGGGAAGGCUUUGUUGAUAAAUGCCAAGAUUUGCUCAAAGAGGCAAAGCAAUGGAUGAAGGAUACAUCAUCAUCUUGUAGUCUAGUUGCGACUCUCAUUAUUACAGUAGCUUUCGCUGCAGCUUUUACUGUACUUGGAGGCAACGAUAACAAUACGGGGAUCCCGAUCUUUUUCAAGAAGAACUCAUUCAUGGGUUCAGUUAUCACUCUCUGUUUGAAGUACUCUGAUUUCGAAAUACUCCAAAAUGAGAGCUCUGUCUCCAUGGAAUCUAAGAAAGAGCCAGGAAGACUAGGUAAACUAAGCUCUGGAUUCACUGAUGAAUCACGGGUUGGAGAACGGCAUGGGAAAACUGGGUGGAGUGGAGUGGAGUGGAGUGGAGUGGAGUAG